This is a messenger RNA of Pelecanus crispus (Dalmatian pelican), 970 nucleotides long. The record is from RefSeq and is a predicted model, not a curated record. NCBI's taxonomy places the organism in Eukaryota, Metazoa, Chordata, Aves, Pelecaniformes, Pelecanidae.
GAUGGACGCUUGACAUUUUAUCCAGGAAACCAGACUGUGGAUUUGCCUUUCAUAAAUUUUAUGAAAAGAUAUGGCACUGUCUUUCUCAAUGCCUAUACCAAUUCUCCAAUCUGUUGUCCUUCCCGCGCAGCUAUGUGGAGUGGUCUUUUCACUCAUUUAACAGAAUCUUGGAAUAACUUCAGAGGUCUAGAUCCAGAUUAUGUAACAUGGAUGGAUCUCAUGGAGAAGCAUGGCUACCGCACACAGAAGUAUGGGAAAUUGGACUAUACUUCUGGACAUCAUUCAGUAAGUAACCGUGUGGAAGCCUGGACUAGGGAUGUUGACUUCCUGCUCCGACAAGAAGGGAGACCCAUGGUAAAUCUUACUGGUGAUAGGAGGCAUGUGAGAGUGAUGGAAGCAGAUUGGCAGAAUACUGAUAAAGCAGUAAACUGGAUAAAGGAAGAAGCCAUUAACCUUACUCAACCGUUUGUUCUUUACUUGGGACUAAAUUUACCACACCCAUAUCCAUCACCCUAUGCGGGAGAAAAUUUUGGAGCCUCUACGUUUUUAACAUCUCCCUAUUGGCUUGAAAAGGUAGCUUAUGAAGCUAUUAAAAUACCCAAGUGGUCUUCUCUUUCAGAGAUGCAUCCGGUAGACUAUUACUCAUCUUACACCAAGAAUUGCACAGGAGAGUUUACAAAGCAGGAAGUGAGAAAUAUUAGAGCAUUUUAUUACGCUAUGUGUGCGGAGACAGAUGCCAUGCUGGGUGAGAUUAUUUCAGCUCUGAGAGAUACUGGGCUUCUUAAAAACACAAUUGUUAUAUUCACUGCAGAUCAUGGAGAACUUGCUAUGGAACACCGGCAGUUCUAUAAAAUGAGCAUGUAUGAAGGAAGUUCCCAUGUUCCUCUUUUAGUUAUGGGGCCAGGCGUAAAAGAACAGCAGCAAGUACCAAAUGCAGUGUCUCUCGUGGAUAUAUAUCCUACUAUGCUUG